Messenger RNA from Procambarus clarkii (red swamp crayfish), 2598 nucleotides. The record is from RefSeq and is a predicted model, not a curated record. Lineage: Eukaryota; Metazoa; Arthropoda; Malacostraca; Decapoda; Cambaridae.
AUGGCAGGAGGUGGUAACUGUGUGUCACUGAGCAUCACCAAGUAUAAUAUGGCAGCAGGUGGUAACUGUGAGUCACUGAGCAUCACCAAGUAUAAUAUGGCAGCAGGUGGUAACUGUGAGUCACUGAGCAUCACCAAGUAUAAUAUGGCAGCAGGCUGUAACUGUGAGUCACUGAGCAUCACCAAGUAUAAUAUGGCAGCAGGCGGUAACUGUGUGUCACUGAGCAUCACCAAGUAUAAUAUGGCAGCAGGUGGUAACUGUGUGUCACUGAGCAUCACCAAGUAUAAUAUGGCAGCAGGUGGUAACUGUGUGUCACUGAGCAUCACCAAGUAUAAUAUGGCAGCAGGUGGUAACUGUGAGUCACUGAGCAUCACCAAGUAUAAUAUGGCAGCAGGUGGUAACUGUGAGUCACUGAGCAUCACCAAGUAUAAUAUGGCAGCAGGGGGUAACUGUGAGUCACUGAGCAUCACCAAGUAUAAUAUGGCAGCAGGUGGUAACUGUGAGUCACUGAGCAUCACCAAGUAUAAUAUGGCAGGAGGUGGUAACUGUGUGUCACUGAGCAUCACCAAGUAUAAUAUGGCAGCAGGUGGUAACUGUGAGUCACUGAGCAUCACCAAGUAUAAUAUGGCAGCAGGCUGUAACUGUGAGUCACUGAGCAUCACCAAGUAUAAUAUGGCAGCAGGCGGUAACUGUGUGUCACUGAGCAUCACCAAGUAUAAUAUGGCAGCAGGUGGUAACUGUGUGUCACUGAGCAUCACCAAGUAUAAUAUGGCAGCAGGCUGUAACUGUGAGUCACUGAGCAUCACCAAGUAUAAUAUGGCAGCAGGCGGUAACUGUGUGUCACUGAGCAUCACCAAGUAUAAUAUGGCAGCAGGUGGUAACUGUGUGUCACUGAGCAUCACCAAGUAUAAUAUGGCAGCAGGCUGUAACUGUGAGUCACUGAGCAUCACCAAGUAUAAUAUGGCAGCAGGCGGUAACUGUGUGUCACUGAGCAUCACCAAGUAUAAUAUGGCAGCAGGUGGUAACUGUGUGUCACUGAGCAUCACCAAGUAUAGUAUGGCAGCAGGCGGUAACUGUGUGUCACUGAGCAUCACCAAGUAUAAUAUGGCAGCAGGUGGUAACUGUGUGUCACUGAGCAUCACCAAGUAUAAUAUGGCAGCAGGUGGUAACUGUGAGUCACUGAGCAUCACCAAGUAUAAUAUGGCAGCAGGUGGUAACUGUGUGUCACUGAGCAUCACCAAGUAUAAUAUGGCAGCAGGUGGUAACUGUGUGUCACUGAGCAUCACCAAGUAUAAUAUGGCAGCAGGUGGUAACUGUGAGUCACUGAGCAUCACCAAGUAUAAUAUGGCAGGAGGUGGUAACUGUGAGUCACUGAGCAUCACCAAGUAUAAUAUGGCAGCAGGGGGUAACUGUGAGUCACUGAGCAUCACCAAGUAUAAUAUGGCAGCAGGUGGUAACUGUGAGUCACUGAGCAUCACCAAGUAUAAUAUGGCAGCAGGUGGUAACUGUGAGUCACUGAGCAUCACCAAGUAUAAUAUGGCAGGAGGUGGUAACUGUGAGUCACUGAGCAUCACCAAGUCUAAUAUGGCAGCAGGUGGUAACUGUGAGUCACUGAGCAUCACCAAGUAUAAUAUGGCAGCAGGGGAUAACUGUGAGUCACUGAGCAUCACCAAGUAUAAUAUGGCAGCAGGGGGUAACUGUGAGUCACUGAGCAUCACCAAGUAUAAUAUGGCAGCAGGGGGUAACUGUGAGUCACUGAGCAUCACCAAGUAUAAUAUGGCAGCAGGGGAUAACUGUGAGUCACUGAGCAUCACCAAGUAUAAUAUGGCAGCAGGGCGUAACUGUGAGUCACUGAGCAUCACCAAGUAUAAUAUGGCAGCAGGGGGUAACUGUGAGUCACUGAGCAUCACCAAGUAUAAUAUGGCAGCAGGUGGUAACUGUGAGUCACUGAGCAUCACCAAGUAUAAUAUGGCAGGAGGUGGUAACUGUGAGUCACUGAGCAUCACCAAGUAUAAUAUGGCAGGAGGUGGUAACUGUGAGUCACUGAGCAUCACCAAGUAUAAUAUGGCAGCAGGGGGUAACUGUGAGUCACUGAGCAUCACCAAGUAUAAUAUGGCAGCAGGUGGUAACUGUGAGUCACUGAGCAUCACCAAGUAUAAUAUGGCAGGAGGUGGUAACUGUGAGUCACUGAGCAUCACCAAGUAUAAUAUGGCAGGAGGUGGUAACUGUGAGUCACUGAGCAUCACCAAGUAUAAUAUGGCAGCAGGGGGUAACUGUGAGUCACUGAGCAUCACCAAGUAUAAUAUGGCAGCAGGUGGUAACUGUGAGUCACUGAUCAUCACCAAGUAUAGUAUGGCAGCAGGGGGUAACUGUGAGUCACUGAGCAUCACCAAGUAUAGUAUGGCAGCAGGUGGUAACUGUGAGUCACUGAGCAUCACCAAGUAUAGUAUGGCAGCAGGGGGUAACUGUGAGUCACUGAGCACUGUAAUAACCCUAUCUGCUCUUCCCUUACUCCACUCAACACCCCCAGCUCAACACAGCUUGCCGCUCAGUAUGACCUUCACUGAACUACAGCUAAAUAUUCAGCUGAAAAAUUAA